GCCUCCUCAUCCCGGUCUAAGAGGAAGCUGCUGCAGGUAAAUGAACCUGAGCCCUGGUUGUUUCCAGUCCAGCAGCUCCGACAGAUACAGCCCUGAGCACAUGAGCAGCCCGGUGGUCAGCAGGAGGCAGAAAUCAGAGAACGAUGGAGAGCGGAGUCUCAUUGAGGACUCGGCCACCAGUGGGGAUCAUCUCUUGCACCAACAUGCAUCCACACCGGGGUUCAUCUACAUGUUGGCUUUCUUCUCUGCCCUGGGAGGAUUCCUCUUUGGGUACGACACCGGGGUGGUUUCUGGGGCCAUGCUGCUCCUGAAGAAAGAGAUGAACCUGAACGCCCUCUGGCAGGAGAUGCUUGUUUCCAGUACCGUGGGGGCCGCGGCAGUGUCCGCUCUAAGCGGUGGCUCCCUGAAUGGCUGGCUGGGGCGCAGGAUUUGCAUCCUGGUGUCCAGUUUCAUCUUCACCAUCGGCGGCAUCAUCUUGAGCUUUGCCCCGGACAAGGUGGUCCUGCUCGUGGGCAGAAUCACUGUUGGUUUGGGCAUAGGUAUUGCUUCAAUGACAGUUCCUGUGUACAUAGCUGAAGUUUCCCCGCCACACAUGAGAGGUCAGCUGGUCACCAUCAACUCCCUCUUCAUCACUGGAGGCCAGUUCAUUGCCAGUGUGGUGGAUGGAGCUUUCAGCUACCUGAGGCGUGAUGGCUGGAGGUACAUGUUGGGUCUGUCCAUUGUUCCAGCAGUGCUGCAGUUUGUCGGUUUCUUCUUCCUCCCAGAAAGCCCUCGAUGGCUUCUCCAAAAGGGCCGGAGCCAGGAGGCUCGUCAAGCUCUGAGUCAGAUAAGGGGAGGCCAAAACAUUGAGGAAGAGUACGACACCAUCAGAACCAGCAUCGAGGAAGAGGAGAAAGAGGCGGCUGGAGGAGGUCUCAUUAUUUUGCGGAUCAUUAGCCAUGGUCCGACUCGCAGGGCUCUCAUUGUUGGCUGUGGCCUCCAGAUGUUUCAGCAGCUGUCUGGGAUUAACACUGUCAUGUACUAUAGUGCAACCAUUCUGCAGAUGGGGGGGGUGCGGGACGAUAAACAGGCGAUCUGGUUAGCUGCUGCAACGUCUGCUACCAACUUCGUGUUCACGCUGGUUGGAGUCUGGCUUGUAGAGCGGGUGGGUCGCCGGAAGCUGACCCUGGGCAGUCUUUUAGGUACUGGUCUGAGUCUCACUCUGUUGGCAGUUGGGUUCUUGUUAUCUGCCCAGAACUCCCCGCCCGUCACCCUGCACCCAGCUGAAGCUCAGAACUCCACCUGCAGACAAUAUGGGUUCUGUGAAUUCUGCAUGUUGGAUCCCAACUGUGGAUUUUGUUACCGUGAAAAUGGAACCGGCGUGUACAACUCCUCCUGCGUUCCCGUCAACCAAGCAUCCACAGAUCAUGCAGCGUGGGGAGGGUGUUCCAACCAGACAGAGGCAAAUGACACCCCACUAUGGGCGUACAACUACUGUCCCACAUCCUACUCCUGGAUCGUCCUGAUGGGUCUCAUUCUCUACCUUGCAUUCUUUGCACCAGGUAUGGGCCCGAUGCCUUGGACAGUGAACUCUGAGAUCUACCCACUGUGGGCCCGCAGCACCGGGAAUGCCUGCUCAGCCGGGGUCAACUGGAUCUUUAACGUACUGGUGUCUCUGACCUUCCUUCAUGUCGCUCAGUUUCUAACCUAUUAUGGGGCAUUCUUUCUGUACACAGGCCUGGUGUUGUUGGGUCUCCUCUUCGUUCAGGGCUGCCUCCCGGAGACCCAGGGCCAGCAGCUGGAGGACAUCGAGAACUUGUUCACCGGUCCGCUCUGCUCCUGUGGAGCCUCCUCACACAGCGGCAGUCGCAAUGUCCACUACAUCCGGAAAGGUUCGGAAAGCAGCUCGGCACAGUAUGGCGCAGUGGGGUCAGACAGUGACAUAGCCUAUAUAACUCUGAGAUAAUGGUUACGAGGUAGCCCUGAACAACGCAAUUCAGAGAGCGCCUUUGUACGAAACCUCCUCCUCACUUUAUGACACCUAUUUAUUAGCAUUUAAUAUGAUUUCUUGUCAUUUGUUUGCUGCAGUCGGUUUUUGUUACAGUGCAAGAUUCUUGAUGUUUUUUUUCUAAUGUGAUACUGGAUUCCUGCAAACAUCUGGAAAUGUCUGAACUGUGGUGUGUUAAAUGUGUGAAAGCACAAAUGGGAAGAAAAUAUGUCCAGUGUUUACAACUAAAUAUUUUGUGGUAUAGAUUAAAUGCAUUGCCAUGUUGCCCUGUCUGCUAUUUAAACUAAUUUGUAAAGAGGUAGCAGUGACAGGACCCAGCCACCAAUUGUUUAAGUUCCACAUGGUGACAAAGAUACGUGCCUAUUACGUGAGAUAUUGAUAAAGAAAGAGUAUUUUUACAUUCUGAAAGAGCACAAGUUAUAAUAUGGGGACAGAUAUUUAACAUGCUGACACUUACAUUUGGUACAACAGACUCAGUUUACCGACAGGUGAACAGACAUGUUAAGAAUAUUAAUGUUAGUGUGUAGCAUUCCAGUUUCAGGUUUAAAGGCUAUAGGUUCAUUUGAACCUAAAGACAAAUAACAUUCCGGUACUGUGUCAUUCUUGUCUUGUUCAAGUAUUCAUGCUGUGUAUGAAAUUACAUUCCAUGUGUCUUUGAUCAUGUUCUUUUUAUUCAUGUGAUGUUUGGAAAUUAAACACAUAUUGAAACAA
Molecule: messenger RNA, 2698 nt
Organism: Paralichthys olivaceus (Japanese flounder)
Lineage: Eukaryota; Metazoa; Chordata; Actinopteri; Pleuronectiformes; Paralichthyidae
Product: proton myo-inositol cotransporter-like
Biological process (GO): transmembrane transport; myo-inositol transport
Cellular component (GO): apical plasma membrane
Molecular function (GO): myo-inositol:proton symporter activity
Source: RefSeq, a predicted model, not a curated record